Molecule: messenger RNA, 414 nt
Organism: Enterobius vermicularis (human pinworm)
Lineage: Eukaryota; Metazoa; Nematoda; Chromadorea; Rhabditida; Oxyuridae
Source: the annotation of a GenBank genome assembly
AUGAAAAAAACUCGACGUUUACCAGAUGUGUAUUCACCGUUACGAGCUGAAACUGAACUAUCAUUUCCUGUGCUUGAGACACUUGUUGAAUCUGAAGAAGAAGCUAACGGAGAGACAUCGGACGAAACAGAAGGAUGUAGUGGGGUGGAAAUUUUUGAUUCUUCAGAUACCGCUGAACAGGAAUUAAAAGCAAUUGUUAAGCCGACAAAUUCACCUCCAUUUCGUCGAGUUACCUUUGGUAAUCAUGUUCAUACGUUAUCGUCAAUGGAGCAAAAAUACUCGUAUCCAAGUAAACCAUCGGCAUCCGAAAGAACCCAGUCUGCAGCUCGGCGGGCGAGCCUUUUCGUUAGACGGGUAUCGAUGGCGAUUCCGUCACUGUCUGCAGAUCCUGUGCCCAUUUCUGCACCGUUUUGA